CAAACUUAAACCACAAGAACAGUUGACCUUAUCAGUGGAGACUGACGGAGAAAAGGUGUAAUACUGGAAGGGAAUGGAAUCCCUUCAGAUCGAAGUUAGCAGCUGCGAUCAUGGGAGGAGUGGACGCUAUACACAUGCCCCCUGCGUCCAGGGUUCUGUACCUCGGAGCGGCCAGUGGGACCAUAGUCAGUCAUGUGUCGGAUAUUGUUGGCCUGGAGAGCCUCGUGUACUCAGUAGAGUUCUCCCACCGGUCGGGCAGAGAUCUGAUCAUUGUAGCCAAGAAGCGCACCAAUAUUGUCCCUAUUAUAGAAGAUGCUAGACAUCCACUCAAAUAUAGAAUGCUAGUGGGUAUGGUGGACACGAUAUUCGCCGACGUGGCUCAGCCAGACCAAGCUAGGAUAGUGAGCCUGAACGCGCAGCACUUUGGAAGAAUGGCGGGCAUUUUGUUAUUUCAAUUAAGGCUUUCUGCAUAGACUCCACCGCGCAACCAGAGGCAGUAUUUGCUGCUGAAGUGAAAAAAUUACAAGCAGACAAACUUAAACCACAAGAACAGUUGACCUUAUCAGUGGAGACU
Ostrinia furnacalis (Asian corn borer) is the source of this 574-nucleotide messenger RNA. RefSeq names its product rRNA 2'-O-methyltransferase fibrillarin-like. Gene Ontology annotation, molecular function: histone H2AQ104 methyltransferase activity; RNA binding; rRNA methyltransferase activity. Bases 111 to 473 code for a protein of 120 amino acids. Gene Ontology annotation, cellular component: box C/D methylation guide snoRNP complex; Cajal body; nucleolus. NCBI's taxonomy places the organism in Eukaryota, Metazoa, Arthropoda, Insecta, Lepidoptera, Crambidae. The transcript is spliced from 2 exons. Gene Ontology annotation, biological process: box C/D sno(s)RNA 3'-end processing; rRNA methylation. The record is from RefSeq and is a predicted model, not a curated record.